GGCGGCUUUCUGCCCAUUUGAAGACCAAACUCGGCCCUGAAAUGCUAUUCAAAGUCUCUCUGCUGUUCGCGACAGCCACCCUGCUCUCCGCUGGACGUGUGCCCCGCAUUAUAGGCGGACAGGACACGCCCAUCGAGGAGGAUCCCUGGCAAGUGUCCCUUGUCGUGGGGGGAGACCAUGCCUGCGGUGGUUCCAUCUACAGCAAGGACUUUGUCAUAACUGCC
Molecule: messenger RNA, 224 nt
Organism: Drosophila pseudoobscura
Lineage: Eukaryota; Metazoa; Arthropoda; Insecta; Diptera; Drosophilidae
Product: trypsin epsilon-like
Exons: 1
Biological process (GO): proteolysis
Molecular function (GO): serine-type endopeptidase activity
Source: RefSeq, a predicted model, not a curated record